CUCGGCUGGGAGGGGCCGGUCUUGCCACGGACCCGGCAUCGUGCAAGUGCAGAGUCAGCGCUCUCCCACUGUGCAAGGGAGCAGAGGACAUAAGAGGCUGGAUAAGCGCUGGGACGAGAGUGUUUCCUGGCGAACGGAAGAUGGGAGGACCUCUUGUUUGGCAAAGAGUAUGAAAGUAGAAGAAAGGGAGACAUCCAGUCGACAACAGCGGCACCGUGAUCAUAAUCCAGUCAACUGGCAGCCAGGUGUCUCUUGCACGCUGCACAAUCUUCAAUCUCCUCUCAAGGUUCUUUUGGCAGUGCUGGGAGUGUGCUCGGCUGCCCCCUUCAUCGGGGACACGCCCGAAGUGCAGGCUGAGAAAGCGCGGUUCUUCCAAGCCUUCCGCGCUGCUCAGGCUGCUGCCGCUCCCCAGCAGGCCUUCUAUCACCAGGCUGCUCCUGUGCAGGCCAAGUGGACUGGACCAGUUGCUGCCACCAUCCCCGCCGGCGUCGACGGCACCAUCACCCCCGUGGGCGACACCGCAGAGGUUGCUGCCGCCCGCAACGCCUUCCUCAACGCCUACCGCGCCCAGGUUGUAGCCACGGUCGGCACUGCCCCCGUCGUCCACUCCCCCGCCCCAGUUUACAAUGCCAUCCCAGCCGUGCCCCAGCAGGUCUUCCAGCAGACCUUCCACCACGCCGCCCCCGUGCAGCCCAAGUGGACCGGCCCCGUGGCAGCCACCGUGCCCGCCGGACUCCCAGGCUCCGCCCCGCAGGUCGCCGACACCGCCGAAGUCGCAGCCGCCAAGCAGGCCUUCUUCAACACGUACCGACAGCAGGCAGCAGCUGCGGCAGCCCCCUCGGCCCACUACUUCUAGAUCGUCCUAGGAUAAUCACAUUCUAUAAAAAAUGUAUAAAAGUCCAUAACAGUUCAACGUAAAAUAAAAUUAUAUUUGUA
Penaeus chinensis is the source of this 936-nucleotide messenger RNA. RefSeq names its product cuticle protein CP1499-like. The record is from RefSeq and is a predicted model, not a curated record. Bases 170 to 856 code for a protein of 228 amino acids. The transcript is spliced from 3 exons. Lineage: Eukaryota; Metazoa; Arthropoda; Malacostraca; Decapoda; Penaeidae.